CAGAACCUCACCUUCAUACGGGUGGGGACUUGAUGUCACAUUAGUGUUAGUCCAAAUUCCUCCCAUCAUUCUAAAUAUGCAGAGGACCCCUCUUUUCUGACAUUUUACUCCUGUUAGAGCAGAGAAAUUACACCAUGUCUUAUUGCACCUUAUUCCUCCUAUACUUAUUCACAAUUCUUGAAUAUUCCCAUGCACUUGAUCCAUCCAUACAAGGUAAGCGUGACCUCCUUUAUCUAUUUAUCACAUUUAUUGUACUUUUGUUAUUUACAAUUAUAUUCAAUUGCAUUUACUCUGAGAUUUAUAACACAAGUAAAAAAUGUAAGAAAAUAAUUAAUACAAGGCCAGUGCAUCAAGAGAAACAAAAAAUAUAAAUAUUAGUAAUUAUUAAGCUGGGUUUCAGUGCACUGAAAAGAGUUGGUAUAUGUGAAAUCUCUGUCUUAACUUUCUGAUUUUAUAGCGGUUAUUUCAUUUCAUUCUUCUGUAAGAAAUAGAAGCAGUGCUGUUAGUCAGAGUAAAGUUGUAUGUGAAACUGAGAGGCAAUUCCACAACUUUAUAUCUGGAACCAAAAUGUAAUUCUGAUUAAUCCACAAAUAAUCCUGUUAAACUGUUUCAGGCAUACAACCCCAAUGCAUCAAAUCUCAAUUAUUUUCAUAUACAAAUAUUUUCUCCAGAAUUGAUGGUCUGGGUUGGAUAAGCAAGUCCUAAAAUAUAAUGAAUUUUUUAAUUUUUCAUUUUGCGUAAUAGAUUAGCUAAGUGCCAUCUCAACCCACCCACCCCCAUACCCUGCAGUUCUGAAUGUUAAUAAAUUCCCAGUGACCAUCAAGUUAAAAAAAACUGUUCAGAGUGUUCAUCCAUUUGAUGGGACCCUCAUCUUUGAGAAGUAACACCUGCAAUAAAGAUAGAAUCUUGCAAUAAAAUACAUUGCUUUACUACAUUUAUCUAAACAAAAAUUAAAAAAAUAAACGCAUGAAUGAUAUAUUUAGUUAAACUAAAAUAGGUUGAUUUUGUGAUGGACCUUAAAUAACCUUGCAAACAUUACAAAAUAAAUAAAUAAACAAUAUCCCCAAAGUAUCUCAUUUACUUGUGGCAGCUGGCAUAUAUACUGCAUUAGGCACAUGCCCAUGGCAUGAACUGGCAUGGCACAAUGAUAUAUUUUAUAAGUUGAUUGAGCAAGUCCUGCACUAAAUAUUACAAUUCAUUGUUUAGAGAAUAAAUCUAUUGUCUAUUAUGCUAUAUGGAUCAUAAAUGAGUCAUUGAGAGGUUGGCUACAUACCAGUUCAGGGAUGGCUGGAGCCUUUACAUACACAUUGCUUGGCGACACGACUCACUCUUUAUAAUACUAAUGACUAAUUUUAUAUGGCACCAACAAUUUCUGCAGCCCUGUAUAAAAUUUUUACAAUGGCAUCGGACAAAAACGAUGAUUUAGGCUGAAGUAGAACAAUAUAAAGACAAUAUAAUUUUCACACUUUUAUUUCAGUAACUUCUGGAGUGUUUAUGACGACAGAAACCAAUCUGGAUUAUGUGAACGCUACAACGAUCUGCAAAAACUAUGAAAAUUCAACACUUGCCAGUAUGGAUAAAGUUCAGGUGGCAUUAAAGAAUGGGUAUGAGGCAUGCAGGUAAGUGACAGCAAAAUAGAUUGUUUCCCAAUUGCUUAUUCAAUAUAUGAGUUGUGAGGGGCUGGUAAAGGAAUUGGAUAUUUUUGUCCAAAAAAUUAAUAAAACAGAACUGGAAAAAUAAAAUUAUUUAACAAAACACCUGAAAUAACAUCAGUUGAGACGUUCUUCUAACUUUCCAGAUGUAUUCGGCAAUAUUGUCUUUAAAAACACAAAAGUUAGUCCUGACUCAAAUUCCCACAACUCUUGGACGGCAUCAGUGUCUAGAGUAUUCAGCGCCAAUGUAUAAAAAAAUAAAUAAAAAAAAGUACACUGUCACUAUCCUAAACUGUAUGUGCAUUUCAUUAACAGAUUUUUUUGGUACCACUGCAAUGGCCAUUAAAGUGCAAGCUCAUCUGCCAAUGGCAAGGCACACGUUCUAUGGGAGUCCUGCACUAACCAUUCACCUUGCUGCUUUCAGGCAAGAGGCAAAAUUCAGAUAAGGCAGUUAUGGAUAUUUUUAUGAAUCUCUGCAAACUAAUUAACCCUUAAUAGGGCACAUAUGAGCCCAGUUAUGGGUAUUUUUAUGCAUCUCUGCAAACUAAUUAAUCCUUAAUAGGGCACAUAUGAGCCUAGUUAUAGGUAUUUUUAUGAAUCUCUGUAAACUAAUUAACCCUUAAUAGGGUACAGAUGAGCACCGUAACAAGGCUUUGUAAUGCAAAAGCAAAUGACAUUGAAAAUUAGCCCCGGUUUCAAACUCCAACUACUUUUGAGCGGAAGCAAUAGCUGUAGCAUUUAUUGACCCAAACACCUGCUCACAUUUUCUUUAUGGUAGUAAAAUCAAGAAUAAGACAAGACUGAUGCUUUGUUUUUAUACUAUAUAUCCGCCUGUUGCAGGAGCAUGCUAAGACAGGUACAAAGGCUUUUUAUCCUGUAAGGUGGCUGAAAGCUGAAUGUAUGGCUGGCCACAUGAUGGUCUGUUCUGAGACAUGUGCGAAUGCUUUCACAGGCGGGAGGCACAUGCUUGGCAAACGCACCCUGUCUCCUACCUGUCAGACACACAAUUACUAUAAAUAAAUAGAUGGGGUUUCUAGUGCUUGCUCAAGGUCUGUGUGCAGUUCAGACUUUCCAAACCAGAGUCUUUUCCUUCUGGCCAUAGGUAGAUAUAGAAAGGGAAUGCAGGGAGGCAGCACCUUCACAAGUGUCCUCAGCUCAAAUAAACGAUUUAAAACAAGAGGACAAAUAAAACGGAAUAUGGUGUAUUAUUUUUGAUACUGAUGAUUAUAAAUAAAAGAAAGGAAAUGCACUCACAAUCUUCUGGAGUUUAAAAUCAGCUCCAGAUAUAUGUGAUCGGACGGUAAAAUCCCAUCUGUAGAUAUGAUGAUCUUGGAAAUGCACUCACAAUCUUCUGGAGUUUGAAAUCAGCUCCAGAUAUAUGUGAUCGGACGGUAAAAUCCCAUCUGUAGAUAUGCUGAUCUUGGAAAUGCACUCACAAUCUUCUGGAGUUUAAAAUCAGCUCCAGAUAUAUGUGACCGGACGGUACAAUCCCCGUCUGUUGAUAUGCUACAUGGUCAGCAUAUCCACAGACGGAGACUGUACCAUCCAAGCGCAUAUAUCUGGAGCUGAUUUCAAACUCCAGAACAUUAUGAGUGCAUUUCCUUUCUUUUAUUUAUAAUCACCAGUAUCAAAAAUACUACACCAUAUUCCGUUUUAUUGGUCAUCUUGUUUUGCAUAUUGCUCCAUCUUUAUUUGAGUUGAGGACACUUGUGAAGGCACUGAUUCCCUGCAUUCCUUUUCUACACAACUACAAAGGAUCAUGUCCCACUGACCGCACCGUGGUCUUAUGCCAGGUUUAGGGUCUGCUUUUGUUUUUAUAUUUGAGCAGAGAUUAGUAUUGUUGGUGGCACACAUUUCUUGCAGUACUAUCUAGAUCACCAGGUAUAGAUGGGUUCUUAGUGGAGAUAAUUAUCGGGGACAAGUGUGCCUCUUGUGACUCCCUGCUUUUAUGCCAGCGGGUGCAGUGGUCAGUGACUGGCAAAUUAGAUAACACUAAUGCAGACAUUAUCUCUCAACAUCUAAUGUCACCAGAACCAGUCCAGCUGUGUUCUCCUCCCGUCCAUAAGGUUGACUGAGCAUGAUAGGGGUGCAGUCCUGUGGGGAUAUUUAUGGGAUAAUAAUAGUAACAGUGAGAAUUGCCCACUAAUUCAAUUCUCAGAUCCCAAAGAACGUUUAUCGUGUUAAGUGAAAAGUAUUUCAUAUAAAUAAUCACAAUGUAUAAAAAUAGAUUUUAUUUAUGAUAACCAAUAAUUAACAAAUAAUAUUAUGUAACAUGCAUAACAAUAAUCAAUGAAUAUCCAGUACAAAAUUAUAUGCAAUACAAAGAAAUGGGUAUUACGUUUCAAUGGCUAACUAGCAUUUUCUGUCAAGAAUUCUGACGAUUUAUGAGGUAUCCUUAACACAGACUUAAGUGAAACUUUUCACAGCGAAGAACAGAAUUCCUCAGAGUGCAGCGUAAGGUCGUAAAGUUUAGCAGACAGUUAGAAUAACCCUUUCAAUGCUGGCUAGAUCUCCUAGGUAGUUAAGAUCUAUUCUGAUGUCAUUUUAAAUAAAAUAACAUUUAAUCCAGUUCAUUAGUCAUUUCCUUAAACUAUCCAAUAAGAGAAUCUAACAUUAUAUAAGCAGAUUUUUAAUUUGUCUAAAAGAUAUCUAUCUUAAUUUAGAGCAAAUCAAUACACCUGGAUAAAAACAGCGGUAUGCUAACACGUGAUAAUAUCACAUCAAUAUAUAAUUAUUCUUAAUUCCACCUGCAGAAUGGAAUGUUUAUAACUAUAUAUUCUUAGUUAACUAAGAUUUCUUAAUAUGGAAAUCUGACCGUGCUUUAUCCAGUCAUAUAUAAUGCUAUUAAUACAUUUUAAUUAAUUUAAUUUAAUUAAAUGAAACCAGUAUAAUUACCAGUUGAGUAGAUAUUUCAUCCGAUUGGUAGAUAGUCUCAGGAACUUAUUUGGAUGUCUCUCUGCAUGGAGGUGUUGGUGAAAGUCAGUAAAUUCUAAGUGUUAGAGUUUUAGGAGUAGAGUGUUAGUCUCAGAUGUUGUCCGAGUUGGAGUCCCCAAACUUCCAAUUCCUCUCUCCUCUCCUUUGCAUAUGUCCUGCAUCUGCCUCUCUCGUCUCUCUAUCUUCCCUUUGUCUUAACUUUUAAAGGGCCAUACUCUCUGUACGUCAUCAGUUGAUAACCCAAUAGAAGCACUAGAGGUGUGGUUAUCUUCCAGAUCGCAAAUUAGUUAUUUGGUCUAUAGAGGGCAGUCUUGUCCCACUAAACAUACCUAUCCAGGAAAGAGUUAACUUUUCCUGGUGACUAUUUUGACGUCAUUUUGCGUUAUCUUUAUAGUGCCAUAAUUUAAAAUUUCAAAGGAUUUCUUAAAUUUUGUCCAGACUUAGCGUCUGCAAUUCCUGCCAUAAUUUCUGAUAUGACAGAUCAUGAACUAAGUUUACCCUUUUCCAUACAAUGGUACCUUAUAUAUAUAGACAGUUAAAUAUUAAAUUAUUUAAUCUUCUCUGUCACAAUUGUCUGGGUUUAGAUUUGAUUAUAUUCUUCUUAUCACUUGUUUAUACUAUGCAUUCCUUAGCUCUGGCAAAGAGGCCAGUCUUACAGAAAGAAAUCCUGUGUCUCUUUGUCUUUGUUAACUUGGAAUAACAAAAUGGAGUCUGGUCUGUUCAGAGUGACUCAGAAUAUACACUUUUAGUUUCUAUCAUAGCACAAAAUGUCUGCCGAUAUAAAUACUCUGACAGUCCUUGGCUGUUAUACUUUACAUGUUUAAACCUUCCCAUUUUCUAGGUGGGGCUGGAUACAGGAAGAGAAUCUUGUGAUGCUUCGUAUCACAAUGUCUCCAAACUGUUCCAACAACAGCCUGGGUCUUAUCACUAAGAACUGUGUAGCUCGGAAAUCAGAAUAUACAUAUUGCAUCAAGAAUGGUAAGUUUGUCAAAUUAUGUUAGUCUUGUUUGUAUUUCUGUGCCAUAUUUUGUGUAUUUGCACUGCUUAUACAACUAAUAUGUUGGUGUUUAUUCAUAGAGAUUUGCAAAAAAGUAAUGAUGGUCCAGGCACUCAAGCUCAAUCCAGUGGGCAGAUUUAUUGGAGCAGAAUCAAAACAAUGUUUCGGCCCACAACAGGGCCUUUGUCAAGUUUUGUCAAGCUGAAUUGAACUUGAGUGCCUGGACCAUCAUCACUUUUUUGCAAAUCACAUUGUGAGGAUUGGCCAACCUCGGGCCCGGUGCACCCUGGGAUCCAGGAGAGUGCGGUAUCCAUAGUGGUAAUUAUAUUUAUGCCUUGAGAGUCACUAGUUCCCCUUUAUUGUUUUGUUAGCUGGUUUCUGUCAGUCACAGCAUACAUUUUAUAUAAAUAUCUCUCAUGAGUAAAUAGAGAGAAAAGUCAGUCUUAUAUUUCGAAAAACUGGCUUCAACAAAAAAAUAUUUUAUUGUCACCUAUUCCUUUAGGGCUCAUUAACUGAGCCAGGGACUGUGAAGAAGUGACCUGCGUAUUGUAAUUUAGUGACACAUUUUGCAUCAAUUUAAAGAAGUAAGGUUCUCCAAACUGUGGCCCUCCAGAUGUUGCUGAACUACAAAUCCCAUGAUUCAUUAAAUGAAAUAGACAAACAGAGCAUACAGUCUUCCUGUAGUUAGACCAGCGUCUCACCACUGCGAUCUCUGUUAGGCAAUCUCCGGUAUUCACAAUGCUUGUUACUCAGCCUUACGUGUUUCGUGACUCUCAGGGUCACUUCAUCAGAGGAUACACAAAUACACAGUAUCUGUAAACGUUUGAUCAUUUAGUUUAUAUACAGAAACAUAAUUUAUUUUCUGAUAUAAAAAGUUAACUAUGCAACAAAAUAAAAUCAUUCAGGCCAUAAUUCAAAGGAAAUUAGCUCAAUAGGGGACUCACAUAUAUAUGUGUGUGUGUGUGUGUGUGUGUGUGUGUGUAUGCACUGUAAAUAUAUAUAUGUGUAUAUAUAUACUGUAUAUAUGUGUGUGUAUAUAUAUAUUUAUAUAUACUGUAAAUAAAAUGCUUAAAGCAAUAGAAGUCCUAUUGAUUGUUAAAACUAGGACAGUACGUAUUCUGCAUUGUGCAGGAAAAUUAAAUCAAAUAUGCAGAAUCUGUGAACAUUUAAACAUUUAGAAGGGCAUUUCAACAAGUUAGCAGAGUUUAUAAACAGAAAACAUAAUUUACUUUCUGGUAUAAAGGGUUAACUGUAUAGCAAAAGAAAAAAAUAAUUCAAAAAGUUAAUAAUUCAAGCCAUAAAUCAAUCAAUCCAGGAAAUUACAGUUGAAAAAUAGUUUUCUUAUCAAGAUUUAGAUCAAAUAAGCACUGUACUUAUUCAGCUCUGUUCAAAGAACAGUUCAACAAAUAUGCAGUAUCUAAACUUUUUACAGUAUCUAAACUUUACACAAGUUAACACAGCUCUAUAAACAGAAAGAUACUUUACUGAUAUAAAGGUGAACUGUGCAACAAGUGAAAGUAACUCAAGAACAAAUUCAAAGUAAAUCAGCUUAAUAAAGGACUCCUAUAUAUAUAUAUAAAACUGCAAAUAAAAUGCCUAAAGCAAUAGAAGCCCCUGUUAUUUGUGGAAACUAGGACAUAGUGUAAUACUAAAAUUAUAAAAAUGGGGAAAUAAUUCAAUUCACAGUACCAAUCAUUAAAAAAAAAAGUAAUAAAGGGGGGGGGGGAGGGAAGGGAGAGGAGUCUGACUGCCGAGCAAGCUGGAUGCAUCUUGGGUCAGCUCUGGGAAUACCCUACUGAAUUAAUCUGUUAUAACCGAAAAACGCUGUCCCUCUACAAAUAGUAACACGCUAUAUGAUCCGGUGAACUUCUGUGACCACAAUUAGCUGUACAGGAGAGGGUGGUCAACAGCUCCAAUAUGGGACGGGAUUGUAGCCUACGGGCGACUGGGGAGAGGAGAAAAAGCCGCUCGCCUUGUUCCGCGGUCGAUGAUGUGGACCCAUCAUGCUGCCAUCUCCCCUCCCCCCUUGGACCGGUGGGGGUUAUCCUGGUCCCCACUAAAGCGCUGAUCCGCUCACCCAAGCUGGAGAUGGCGGUUCCCGCUGAGCUGACUCCUGGUUACAAGAGCACUAAGAUGGCAGCCGGCAGGAAGCGACCAGCUCCCAAACAUUCAUGAUGUGGGCCUCACAAGAGAAGCGGAGAAAUAAGGCCUUUGACCAUAUAUGGUCGCAACUCUGGUCUUGAGUCCAUCAACGUAAGGCGAAACCUGCAGCAGCUGAAAACCAGCCUGACCAUAUACACAGCAAUACCAAGCCGCGACCUGCCAGGCGCAACACUGACGCGGCCCUGAUAUCCCUGGAAGCGAAGGUAAACACCUCGGAAGCCACUUGGAUGCAGCCACCUCUGUUCUGCUGCAGAUCACUACCCGCCCGGGCCAAGAUCCAAAUGAGACAAUCUCCGGCACACAACUCACACUCACGGAAGGCCCUUAACCCCUUUAAGGACACAACUUCUGGAAUAAAUGGGAAUCAUGACGGAAUAUUUCCGUCAUGUGUCCUUAAGGGGUUAAUCACUUCCAGAAGAAGCAGCCUGUCAGAAGGCCCUGACGCCAAGUCCUGACCGCAACACGAGACGGGCCAUGUAAGUCUAGUGCACUGGACUUUAUUACAGCCCGGGGCAGGAGGGGUAAGAAGAUGCGGGACCUGAGCCCUUAUUUUUGUCGAUGCAGUGCAAUCUGUGAGAGGGACAUAGGCUGAAUAAUGUGAUAUCCUGCAUGUAUAUCCCCAGUAACAGCAUCUCUUGACAUGAGGGCAGUUAUUUAUCUUUAGUUUAAAGCAACCAGCGCCAGGUGGUACUUUACACUAGCUAGUUAAUCAUGAUGGUACAACUUGUUUAACUGUUCAAUAUUAGCAUGUAAUUCACCAUCCAAUAUCAGUUAUGAUAGUCAGUAUUAGCAUGUAACCCAACAAUCAUUAUCCGUUAUGAUUGUCAAUAUUAGCAUGUAACCCAACAUUCAUUAUCCGUUAUGAUCGUCAAUAUUAGCAUGUAACCCAACAUUCAUUAUCCGUUAUGAUAGUCAAUAUUAGCAUGUAACCCAACAUUUAUUAUCAGUUAUGAUAGUCAGUAUUAGCAUGUAACCCAACAUUCAUUAUCAGUUAUGAUAGUCAAUAUUAGCAUGUAACCCAACAUUCAUUAUCCGUUAUGAUAGUCAAUAUUAGCAUGUAACCCAACAUUCAUUAUCCGUUAUGAUAGUCAAUAUUAGCAUGUAACCCAACAUUCAUUAUCCGUUAUGAUAGUCAAUAUUAGCAUGUAACCCAACAUUCAUUAUCGUUACAAUCGUCAAUAUUAGCAUGUAACCCAACAUUCAUUAUCAGUUAUGAUAGUCAGUAUUAGCAUGUAACCCAACAUUCAUUAUCCGUUAUGAUAGUCAAUAUUAGCAUGUAACCCAACAUUCAUUAUUCGUUAUGAUAGUCAAUAUUAGCAUGUAACCCAACAUUCAUUAUCCGUUACGAUAGUCAGUAUUAGCAUGUAACCCAACAUUCAUUAUCCGUUACGAUAGUCAAUAUUAGCAUGUAACCCAACAUUCAUUAUCCGUUAUGAUAGUCAGUAUUAGCAUGUAACCCAACAUUCAUUAUCAGUUAUGAUAGUCAAUAUUAGCAUGUAACCCAACAUUCAUUAUCCGUUAUGAUAGUCAAUAUUAGCAUGUAACCCAACAUUCAUUAUCCGUUAUGAUAGUCAAUAUUAGCAUGUAACCCAACAUUCAUUAUCCGUUAUGAUAGUCAGUAUUAGCAUGUAACCCAACAUUCAUUAUCAGUUACGAUCGUCAAUAUUAGCAUGUAACCCAACAUUCAUUAUCCGUUAUGAUAGUCAGUAUUAGCAUGUAACCCAACAUUCAUUAUUCGUUAUGAUAGUCAGUAUUAGCAUGUAACCCAACAUUCAUUAUCCGUUAUGAUAGUCAAUAUUAGCAUGUAACCCAACAUUCAUAAUCCGUUAUGAUAGUCAGUAUUAGCAUGUAACCCAACAUUCAUUAUCCGUUAUGAUAGUCAGUAUUAGCAUGUAACCCAACAUUCAUUAUCCGUUAUGAUAGUCAAUAUUAGCAUGUAACCCAACAUUCAUUAUCAGUUAUGAUAGUCAAUAUUCGCAUGUAACCCAACAUUCAUUAUCCGUUAUGAUAGUCAAUAUUAGCAUGUAACCCAACAUUCAUUAUCCGUUAUGAUAGUCAGUAUUAGCAUGUAACCCAACAUUCAUUAUCCGUUAUGAUCGUCAAUAUUAGCAUGUAAUUCACCAUUCAUUAUCCGUUACGAUAGUCAAUAUUAGCAUGUAACCCAACAUUCAUUAUCCGUUAUGAUCGUCAAUAUUAGCAUGUAACCCAACAUUCAUUAUCCGUUACGAUAGUCAAUAUUAGCAUGUAACCCAACAUUCAUUAUCCGUUAUGAUUGUCAAUAUUAGCAUGUAAUUCACCAUUCAAUAUCAUUAUCCGUUACGAUAGUCAAUAUUAGUAUGUAACCCAACAUUCAUUAUCCGUUACGAUAGUCAAUAUUAGCAUGUAACCCAACAUUCAUUAUCCGUUAUGAUAGUCAAUAUUAGCAUGUAACCCAACAUUCAUUAUCCGUUACGAUAGUCAAUAUUAGCAUGUAACUCAACAUUCAUUAUCAGUUAGGAUAGUCAAUAUUAGCAUGUAACCCAACAUUCAUUAUCCGUUACGAUAGUCAAUAUUAGCAUGUAACCCAACAUUCAUUAUCAGUUAUGAUAGUCAGUAUUAGCAUGUAACCCAACAUUCAUUAUCCGUUAUGAUAGUCAAUAUUAGCAUGUAACCCAACAUUCAUUAUCCGUUACGAUAGUCAAUAUUAGCAUGUAACCCAACAUUCAUUUUCGUUAUGAUAGUCAGUAUUAGCAUGUAACCCAACAUUCAUUAUCCGUUAUGAUAGUCAAUAUUAGCAUGUAACCCAACAUUCAUUAUCCGUUACGAUAGUCAAUAUUAGCAUGUAACCCAACAUUCAUUAUCCGUUAUGAUAGUCAAUAUUAGCAUGUAACCCAACAUUCAUUAUCCGUUACGAUAGUCAAUAUUAGCAUGUAACUCAACAUUCAUUAUCCGUUAAGAUAGUCAGUAUUAGCAUGUAACCCAACAUUCAUUAUCCGUUAUGAUAGUCAGUAUUAGCAUGUAACCCAACAUUCACUAUCAGUUACGAUCGUCAAUAUUAGCAUGUAACUCAACAUUCAUUAUCAGUUAUGAUAGUCAAUAUUAGCAUGUAACCCAACAUUCAUUAUCAGUUACGAUAGUCAAUAUUAGCAUGUAACCCAACAUUCAUUAUCCGUUAUCAUAGUCAGUAUUAGCAUGUAACCCAACAUUCAUUAUCCGUUACGAUAGUCAAUAUUAGCAUGUAACCCAACAUUCAUUAUCCGUUACGAUCGUCAAUAUUAGCAUGUAACUCAACAUUCAUUAUCAGUUAUGAAAGUCAAUAUUAGCAUGUAACCCAACAUUCAUUAUCAGUUACGAUAGUCAAUAUUAGCAUGUAACCCAACAUUCAUUAUCCGUUAUCAUAGUCAGUAUUAGCAUGUAACCCAACAUUCAUUAUCCGUUACGAUAGUCAAUAUUAGCAUGUAACCCAACAUUCAUUAUCCGUUAUGAUAGUCAAUAUUAGCAUGUAACCCAACAUUCAUUAUCCGUUAGGAUCGUCAAUAUUAGCAUGUAACCCAACAUUCAUUAUCCGUUAUGAUCGUCAAUAUUAGCAUGUAACCCAACAUUCAUUAUCCAUUAUGAUAGUCAAUAUUCGCAUGUAACCCAACAUUCAUUAUCAGUUACGAUCGUCAAUAUUAGCAUGUAACCCAACAUUCAUUAUCCGUUAUCAUAGUCAGUAUUAGCAUGUAACCCAACAUUCAUUAUCCGUUAUGAUAGUCAAUAUUAGCAUGUAACCCAACAUUCAUUAUCCGUUAUGAUAGUCAAUAUUAGCAUGUAACCCAACAUUCAUUAUCCGUUAUGAUCGUCAAUAUUAGCAUGUAACCCAACAUUCAUUAUCCGUUACGAUCGUCAAUAUUAGCAUGUAACUCAACAUUCAUUAUCCGUUACGAUAGUCAGUAUUAGCAUGUAACCCAACAUUCAUUAUCCGUUAUGAUAGUCAAUAUUAGCAUGUAACUCAACAUUCAUUAUCAGUUACGAUAGUCAAUAUUAGCAUGUAACCCAACAUUCAUUAUCCGUUAUGAUAGUCAAUAUUAGUAUGUAACCCAACAUUCAUUAUCCGUUACGAUAGUCAAUAUUAGCAUGAUUAACGAUAUUAGCAUGUAAUCCCCAACAUUCUGAUAGUCAGUAUUAGCAUGUACCCAACUUGAUAGUCUGAUAGUCAAUAUUAGCAUGUAACAUUCAUUAUCCGUUCAUAUCCGUUAUGAUAGUCAGUAGCAUGUAACCCAACAUUCAUUAUCCGUUGAUAGUCAAUAUUAGCAUGUAACUCAACAUUCAUUAUCAGUUAUAUGAUAGUCAAUAUUAAAUGUAACCCAACAUUCAUUAUCCGUUAUGAUAGUCAAUAUUAGUAUGUAACCCAACAUUCAUUAUCCGUUAUAGUCAAUAUUAACUCACAUUCAUAUCCGUUAUGAUGAGUAAUAUUAUGUAACCCAACAUUCAUUAUCCGUUAUGAUAGUCAAUAUUAGCAUGUAAUUAACGCAUUCAUUAUCCGUAUGAUAGUCAGUAUAUUAGCAUGUAACCAACAUUCAUUAUCCGUUAUGAUAGUCAAUAUUAGCAUGUAACUCAACAUUCAUUAUCAGUUAUGAUAGUCAAUAUUAGCAUGUAACCCAACAUUCAUUAUCCGUUACGAUAGUCAAUAUUAGCAUGUAACCCAACAUUCAUUAUCCGUUAUGAUAGUCAAUAUUAGCAUGUAACCCAACAUUCAUUAUCCGUUACGAUAGUCAAUAUUAGCAUGUAAUUCACCAUUCACUAUCAGUUAUGAUAGUCAAUAUUAGCAUGUAACCCAACAUUCAUUAUCCGUUAUGAUAGUCAAUAUUAGCAUGUAACCCAACAUUCAUUAUCCGUUAUGAUAGUCAAUAUUAGCAUGUAACCCAACAUUCAUUAUCCGUUACGAUAGUCAAUAUUAGCAUGUAACUCAACAUUCAUUAUCCGUUAUGAUAGUCAGUAUUAGCAUGUAACCCAACAUUCAUUAUCCGUUAUGAUAGUCAGUAUUAGCAUGUAACCCAACAUUCACUAUCAGUUACGAUCGUCAAUAUUAGCAUGUAACUCAACAUUCAUUAUCAGUUAUGAUAGUCAAUAUUAGCAUGUAACCCAACAUUCAUUAUCAGUUACGAUAGUCAAUAUUAGCAUGUAACCCAACAUUCAUUAUCCGUUACGAUAGUGAAUAUUAGCAUGUAACCCAACAUUCAUUAUCCGUUAUGAUAGUCAGUAUUAGCAUGUAACCCAACAUUCAUUAUCCGUUAUGAUAGUCAGUAUUAGCAUGUAACCCAACAUUCAUUAUCCGUUAUGAUAGUCAAUAUUAGCAUGUAACCCAACAUUCAUUAUCCGUUAUGAUAGUCAGUAUUAGCAUGUAACCCAACAUUCAUUAUAGUUACGAUAGUCAGUAUUAGCAUGUAACCCAACAUUCAUUAUCCGUUAUGAUAGUCAAUAUUAGCAUGUAACCCAACAUUCAUUAUCCGUUAUGAUAGUCAGUAUUAGCAUGUAACCCAACAUUCAUUAUCAGUUAUGAUAGUCAGUAUUAGCAUGUAACCCAACAUUCAUUAUCCGUUAUGAUAGUCAGGCAUGCUAAGCUCAGUUAUACCUACCCAACAGUCUGAACAAGCCUGAUUAUAUUAUGAAGCCUAUCUUUAUUAAUCUUGUUUAUUAUAUGUGCAAAUGAUAUCCACAUACCAUGUAACUGUAUGUUUUUGACAUGCGUGCAUCUCCUGCACACAAAAAAAAAGUUAUACAAAAAUCAGUCAUGCAAAAUGCAUAAAAUAUGGCUAUCCUGCAAGAAAACAAAAUCUCUUAAACUCAUGAUGAAAAUAAUGGUCAUUUGGGACUUAAAACAAUAAAAUGACUCAGUUGAGCUCACUUGACUUCGCAAUCAAAGGGACAAAAGUAUAACACGACACUUCCCGGGCAAAACACUCCCACGGAAAAACACAGACUACGACACCCUCUCCCAGGGGGGAGACACUCGGAACCCAUAGUGCACCAGAUGGGCACACCCCUCCUCCAUCUCCCAUCAUGCAACAAACACCCCCCCCAGAGCCCCCACCCCCCCACAGGAGAGGGACACACCGACAACAAGGGGGCAAUAUGGACCCCAGAACACACGGCAACACAGGAGAACCAAAACUUGAGACAAGCACACCAACAAACGGGCACACACUAGAACCACAAUAGAUGCAACGCCAAAAAGUAGCAAGAAGACACCCAGAAAAGCACCCCUACUCACUAUACCUAACCCUUCUCACCUCCCCCAACACACCUCCCCACCCUAAGCCCCACACAACAUUUGAAGGAAAUCACACCAACUCAACACAGACGCGACAAUCCCAAGGGACAUACACACAGUCUCAAGACAGAUGUACCAAAGGGAUUAAGAGGUCACACACUAACCCCCCACUCCCCCAAAUCACCGAGCCUACCCAAAUCCCCACCCCACACCGAGUAAACACUCCCAACCACAGUACAGGAGUCACACAACAACCUGUAAGCCAAGAAGAGCCUCCCCCACUUCAAAAGGGGCACAGAACAAACAGACACCCUCAACAGAGGGCAACUAUACAAGCACUAUCUUCAAAGACAAGACCGAGCAUACCAGACUCAAAAGGCUGUAUACGUACCAUAAGGCAAUACUGUGACAAAAAGCUUUAUACCCUGUUACCCUCCCCCCCACUAUUCAAUUCUGUAUCCAUUCCCACCCAAUGCAAAUGACAAACGGAUAUGAAAAUGGAAAAACAAUAAACAAAGAAUCUGUUUAAAGAGAAAUGUAUACAGCAGAUUACCCUACCUCCCACCCCUCUUAUUUCUGUACCCCACCCCGAACCCUAAACUAAUAUAACAGAAGCUAACAAGAACGCAGAAAAUGUCUAUUUAAACCUAACACGUGUUGAAACCACUGGAAAACUCUUGGCAUGUUAGCCCAAGAAGUCAGACCUCUUUACUAAACCCCUGUAUAUUAGGUGAAACUUGUACCAUCAACUCUAAUGCCCCUUUUUCUUCUUUCUGUACCCCCACCCCAUAAAAACAAAAAAACUUUCAAAAUAAAGAAUUUAUAAAAAAAAAAAACAAUAAAAUGACAUUCAACAAAUAGGUGCUAACUCCAAGGUAUUGAAUAAAAAUUAUGGAAUAACAAUUACUGCCGGAAUUAACCAUUAAUGUUACAAAAUGUGUAUUAAGAAUAGAGCAUUCAAUACGUACUAUAAAAAAACUCUUAUGAACGUAUAAUAAAAAUAUUAUAUAUCUAUCUUUAUUCUCAUAAGAAACAACGCAAUGAGAAGAUAUGUAUGCAAAAUAUAUAUAAGAAUUGGUAUAAAAAUAAUAAAAUCCAUAUGCUGGCAAAAAUUGCAAUAAAAUGUCAAACAUGAUAGAAAAACAAAAUAAUCAUUAAAACACUAACAUCAAGACACAUAUAUGUAGACCAACUAAAUAACUCAUAUUGGGACAUAAAAUGUAAAAAAAGGGGACUUUUCAUAUGCCCCACAUACAAUUUUUUGCAGGGACAUUCCAAUAACUAAAUGAGUUUUUAAUAUUAUAUUUCUCUUUACUUUGCUAUUAUAAAACUCUUCCCUUAACGGCUCCCAUUAGAAAUAUUAUUUAUAUAUUAAACAUUUUAUGAGAGUUGUAGUUUAGCAACAUCUGGCGGGCCAGAAUUUGGAGAACCCUGGUUUUACAUAUGGUUCCUGUGUGUUUUUUUCUAAUAUAGGCGUCUAUAAAAUGCAGAUUAUGUUCCUUCUCCUAACCACGACCUUUACCUUAGAUGGUUACUGGAAACCAAAAACAACGUUUAAAAGAAAACACUGCUUUUGGGUACAAUAUACCUUCCUAUCCCCCCUAGUCAAAGUUUCAAAAAAAAAGUUCUCCCCUUAGCCCAAUCAUCCUCCACUGACAUUACUCCUCCUAGCUGCUGGGAUGUAAAAGAAGGAUGGGUUGAGGAGUGGACACUAGACGUUUGUCACAAGCAUUGGUAUUAGACAGUCCAGAACUCCUAUUCUGGGCUGGCUAAUGACGCCCCAGUGACGCUGCCGGAGGUGGAGUUCCACCUUCAGCAGCAGAGUGGUUACACUAAGUACUCCAUGAACCAUAACCACUUUAAAUCACUGAAAAGAUCAUGGUGCUUAGAGUAAAAUUUGUUCAACUUGUCAGAAUUUCAUCCACCGAAAAAGAUUUGGAAAAACAAAUCAGACUAGCCAAAAAGGAGCGAAAAUGGGCCAAACAGUGUAUAUAAAUAUUAUGUAAAUAUUUGGCAGUACAACGAUCGGCACAUUUUUCCACCAUUUUACUUGAAGAAGUAACCAACAGAGUAAAAAAUAAGAGGAACAGUCAUAAAUCCAUAUUUAUAUAUAAUUAUUAAAUAUAAUAUGAGACCUGAGCCGGGGAUUUACUAAAGGUUAAGCUAGUGAGUUUCUUAUUGUCACCUUGAUUAGAUAAGUUUGGCACAUAAGUGAAACAAUUUCCAUGUGCUUACAUGUAUAUUUUAGAUUUGAGCAGAAGUUAAAGGGUGAGACAAUAUCACAAAUAUUUAUAAGAAAAUUGAGACCUGCUUAGCUUGCAUUCUGUUGCAGUAAAAAUAACUACCUUAUAGAUAUAACCGAUAACACCAACCUCAGGGAGCACAGAAACAUUUAAAUCAAAAUAUGCCGUGUCUUCCAUUCCUUAUUUUUUUAAUAUUUCUCCUUAUUUUAGGAGUGUCCAAUUUGCUGUACGACGCCUCCUUAGAAGGACCUAACUCAAACUUCACAGAAGCCACUCUCACUUGCCUUAUGAAUGGCGAUACCGUUCCCACACUGAGUGCAAUUCAGACUACAAGUAACCGCAAUAUAACAUUUAACAGGUAACAUUUAGUAUUCUAACAAAAUCUCCAAACUGCUAGCAGAAUCUUCAGUUCAGUUUUAGUCUAAAAUUUGAAAUUCCCUUUGAAUACCUGACAAUACACACUAUGUGUUUAUAAGUUCAGAACGUUAGCUGAACACGAUGUUUCAGUAAUAGCAUCAUUAACAUAAGUUUAUGUUUUUUUACUGCAUUCAUUUACAUUUUCUGCAUUGUUACACAGUAUUUAUUGAAAUUCUACACAGUAUAUAAACAAAAACGGGGCAAGCCGUGAUUGUUUAGCUUAGUUGAAGAAGAAGAAGUCCAAGUUUGGAAAGAAAUGUGUUGGAUCAAUUUUGCUUUAUUGAUUUUACUUUGUACCAAUAACAUUUAUUUGUAUCCUGGUUCUGGUCAUCCUUUGGAGUUCCUUACAAAUAAGAGGGGGUGUAUUUCUUGUUCCACUAAUCGCUGGGUUCAAUUUGACCGCCCUGAAAUACCAAGGGAGGCAUCCCAAGACACUAAUAAUCAUCUAUAUUGGUUGAUCUACAUGCUCACUUGUUUUCACAUUGGUGUCUUUUAUACACACCACAAAGUCAUUGUUGUAAGGCUACCUCUGUAUUGUGUUGGUGGUGGGACACAUUAAUAAACCUUUUCAUUAUGGGUGGUCCACGGGAUGGUGGGUUUAGCAGAGCCAAAAAUAGUUGGGUAGUGUCACGAUUCAUGACUAGCAAUUCUUAGGAAGAAAAAAAGUGCAUUAUCAGGUGCACCCUGUACAUAAUAACUUUUCUGUCUGUACCGUGACAUACUCCGUGCACAGUUUUCAUUGUUUAAUCCCUGUCUGUCACUUAUCAAACUGGUCCAAUUUUUCCUUGCAGAUAUGCUUGGUACAAUUGGGGAGUUGGGUUAAUUGCUAUCAAUGGUACAUUUCAAAACAUGCCAUGUUAUUAUGGGAGCCAAGCUGGAGCAUUCUGCUACAACCCAAACUGUAAGUAUCUUCAGAUUUACAUGGUCGUUACUAUUUGCAAAGUGCCGUCAUAUUGCACAGAUCAGUACAAUGGGUGGACAAGACAUACAAAAAAAUUCAAGGAAGCACGUUUAAUUUAA
Pelobates cultripes (western spadefoot toad) is the source of this 17658-nucleotide messenger RNA. The record is from the annotation of a GenBank genome assembly. Lineage: Eukaryota; Metazoa; Chordata; Amphibia; Anura; Pelobatidae.